AUGGAGUUCCCUCCAGAUGAGACCUCGUCAACUUCCAGUCCGGAAACGUGUGACUCCAGUGGUAGAAUGGGUCGAUGGACUCAUAAGAGGUUGGUUACUCUGAAGGACUACUCACCCGAGAGAGAAAUGGACUUGGAAAGCAUCGAGUCAAGCCAAGAAGACGUAGAGGACGGCCUCGAGGAACGAGAGCGGAAGAUGGAAGUUCUGAGACCAGUCAAGCAAAAGAAAAAUGUUCCUCCAACUUCUCUUGGUCAUUCGCCUCACCGCCAGCUUUCUGCUUCUUUUCCUUCUGAUUCCCUUCCUCCUCCUCCUCCUCCUCCUCCUCCUCCUCCUCCUCCUCCUCCUCCUACCUCCUCCUCCUCCUCCUCCCCCUCCUCCUCCUCCUCCUCUCCUCUUCCCAGAAGAAAACGGGUUACAUGGAGCAGGAGCUAG
Macrobrachium nipponense is the source of this 432-nucleotide messenger RNA. RefSeq lists its product as uncharacterized. Lineage: Eukaryota; Metazoa; Arthropoda; Malacostraca; Decapoda; Palaemonidae. The transcript has a single exon. The record is from RefSeq and is a predicted model, not a curated record. Bases 1 to 432 code for a protein of 143 amino acids.